CGGGCGCGCGCGCCGCAGGCGUCGCGGGGAGCCGCCUUCCUGGGCUGCGGAAGGGGAAGAGCUCCGCGCCAGCCUGUCCCGGCAGAGGCCCCCAGGGAGCCCAAGCGGCGCAGGAGCGGGGAGUGCCCCGGGGGCUCGCCCCUGGUCCGGCCGCCCCCAGGGUCCGGCCAAGGUCAGGCGCCAGGCUGGGGCCGAACUGCCCCGUGCUGUUGUCUCCUGCUGGGCUCACUCAGCCUUCCGGCGCCGCCCCCACCCCCAGCUGCCUAAUCCCGGAGACAUUCCGUCCCAGUUCUCGGAAGCGCUCUGGAACUUUGAGACUAAUGCGCCUUCUUUAUCCCUUCGGACGUUCUUCUCAAACACCUGGAAACUUUGAGGGAAAUUUUGAGUCACUGGACCUUGCAGAAUUUGCUAAAAAGCAACCGUGGUGGCGCAAGCUGUUUGGGCAGGAAUCGGGGCCGUCAGUGGAAAAGUAUAGUGUGGCCACCCAGCUGUUAAUUGGAGGCGUCACGGGAUGGUGCACGGGUUUCAUAUUCCAGAAGGUUGGAAAGUUGGCUGCAACAGCUGUGGGCGGUGGAUUUUUUCUCCUUCAGCUUGCAAACCAUACUGGCUACAUCAAAGUUGACUGGCAGCGAGUAGAGAAGGACAUGAAGAAAGCCAAGGAACAGCUGAAGAUCCGUAAGAGCAACCAGAUCUCCACAGAGAUGAGAAGCAAAGCCGAGGAGGUGGUGUCAUUUGUGAAGAAGAAUGUUCUAGUGACUGGUGGAUUUUUCGGAGGCUUUCUGCUUGGCAUGGCAUCCUAAGGAGGAUACUUCAUUUCCAUUAUUCCUGGUUUUUCCAGCUAGCAGCCUCUUCACUCCAUCAUAGGACAUCGAGUCUACUCCCGCUCCUCUUCUCCUGUGCCUUCCUCCCUGCUGUGGCGUAUCUAGGCGUGUGUAGGCAUCUGUUGGUACAAGUUGAUACUGCCCUAUUGUGACCUUGACCACGAUAGAAGAGACAAUAGACAUUAACUCUCCUGCCACAACACUCCCUACUUGAGUAAUCUGUAGGUCAGCAAGAAUGUUCCUUUCCCCCUACAUAAGAUACUUACCAGAACAUGGCGCAAGAUGGCUCACCGUGGAGAAUGAGAGCAAUCUCCAAGGUUGUCCCAAACUUGAUUUGGAAAAGAAGUUAUAAGCACAUAGAUAGAUACUUUAUAGGUGCUGCAUGGAAAGGAACCGAAUACAUUUGCCUUUAAGCAUGAAAGAUACUGGUAUCUCGGUGUCUACUUUCUUUUUAGUUGGUUUUAGAUUACAGAAAGAGGUGUUUACAGCUGCUAUAAUUAUCCUCACAAAAAUAGCAGCAUAAGUAUUAUAAUUAAAAAACAUGAAUAAAGAGUGAGUUUGUGCUACAGGUAUAUAUGCUGAGCUGAAGGUAUUGUGUUUGGUGGGAAGGCCUUCAGGGAAAUCAACCAAUAGAUAGAUCUUUGGAUGGCCAGACUUAAUGAAUCAUUGCGGGCCAUUAACAUAUUAUCCAUGGGGGCUUCCACCAUACAGGAUAAUGCAUCUCAUUCAUGGCUGUUCCCAAAGGAUUUAUUAAUGGUAAACUGACUUUAGGUGGGAGAAGGACAAAGCUCUUGGAUUUUUUUUUUCAUACAAAAGGUUUUAAGCUUUGGAAUGUGAAGUAUUCUUUACUUGUCAAAACAUUAGGGGUACUCAUACCUCCUCUGUGCCAAUUCUAGUACUUCUUUAUCCAGUUAGUAUAAAAUAUAUAACAUUUGAACCAGAAUGUUAAAGAGGUAGCAUCCCAGGUAUUCAGAAUUCAGAAUGGUGGCGGUAGCACAUGUGAAAUAAAUUAGUUCCAUCAUCAAAUGUAAUCUGCUGUCUCAUGAUGACCCUAAUUCUUAGCAUUAUUCUUUAAAAUAAAAGUUUAUAGACACAUAUGCUUAGAAUCAGCACAUUUUGCUGUGACGGCCUGAUACCAUGUCUGCAACCGCACUUAGAAUAGUCACUUCGAAGGGCAAGGCUUGGUGUUCACCAGGACUGUAGAACCUACACUUAGCAGGUACUCAGUAUUUGUUGAAUGUAUGAAUAAUGACCUCAUACAAAGGUGUCUGGAAAAGGGAUUGAUCCAAAGAAUUUAGACGGAGUUUUGAGAAUGCAGAAAACUUAGAGUUAAUCCUUAAACUUGCAAGUGAUUCCUUGCAAAAUAUGUAUGUUUUUAAGGCCUUCUUUUUAAAAUGUUUGCCUUUUAAUUUCUUCUUGGGAGUGACGUAUUGAAUGUGGAAAUUGUAGCUACCAGAUGUGUGGAACUUUGUAGAAUUCAUCCAUUUGCAUUUUUCUCCUUCAUUACAUUAUGGUAGUAUUUUUUUUAAGGCAACUUAAGUUCUUUUGCUUGCGAUGUGUAUGAAUCAUCUCCAGUCAUAAUUUUUGAACCUCUUUGUUGCAUAUUUUUGUACAAGAACUUAAUUUUCUUUCACUUUUUAUUAUGGGAACUUUCAAAUAUACAGAAGUAGAGAAAGUACUAUAACGACCCCUAUGUAUCCAUCACCCACGUACAAUGAUCAUCAAAUUAUACCUGGUUUUAUCAAUUAUUUUGAAACAAAUACCAAAUGUAUCAGUUCAUCAUAUUUUAGUAUAUAUCUCUAAAAGGUAAUAACUUUGAAAAAUCAUAAAUACAAUACCCUAUUAUCGUACCAAAAAAUUAAUAAUUCUUUAACACCAUCAAAUAUGUAGUCAGUGUACAAAAUUUCCUGUCUCAAGUUUUACAUUUGAUUUGAGUCAAAUCCAUAUCAGGUCCACAUUGCAUUUAGAUAUGUCCCUUAAUCUUACAUGUUCUCCUUUUUCUUUUGGCUUCCAAUGUAUUUAUUAAAGACACUGAGUUAAUAUGUUC
This is a messenger RNA of Rhinolophus ferrumequinum (greater horseshoe bat), 2868 nucleotides long. It is a transcript of the gene FUNDC2, whose product is annotated as FUN14 domain containing 2. The transcript has 5 exons. Gene Ontology annotation, biological process: autophagy of mitochondrion. The record is from RefSeq and is a predicted model, not a curated record. Gene Ontology annotation, cellular component: mitochondrial outer membrane. The coding region runs from base 321 to 800 and encodes 159 amino acids. NCBI's taxonomy places the organism in Eukaryota, Metazoa, Chordata, Mammalia, Chiroptera, Rhinolophidae.